CCCCUGAGGAGGAUCGCAUGGCGGUGCAGUCGUGGGUGGCGGAGAAGGCGGACUGGACGUACAGCCCCGUGCCCGAGGGGUGUGCGGACGGCAGGAUGUGCGGGCACUACACGCAGGUGGUGUGGCGCGACACCACGCACGUGGGCUGCGCCUCCGCGCAGUGCCCUGAUGGGAGCAGCAUGUGGGUGUGCGACUACUCGCCCCCGGGGAACUUCAUUGGCUCCAUUCCGUUCUAGGGAGGCUGGUUGUGGACUGUGGGUGUGAU
Molecule: messenger RNA, 265 nt
Organism: Closterium sp. NIES-67
Lineage: Eukaryota; Viridiplantae; Streptophyta; Zygnematophyceae; Desmidiales; Closteriaceae
Source: the annotation of a GenBank genome assembly